AUGGCUUCAAGUACAGCAGAAAAUGAAAUAGCCCAUGAAUUCCUUCCCGCCUUCCGAAUCUACAAAGAUGGUCGGGUUGAAAAAUUCAUGGGCAAAGACGUCGUCCCCGCAUCAGUAGAUCCUAACACCGGCGUUCAAUCCAAAGACGUCGAAAUCGCACCGGAAAUCGGCGUAUCUGCUCGGCUUUACAUCCCCAAAAACGUCAACCUCCGCCACAAACGUCCACUACUGGUUUACUUUCACGGCAAAGCAAACGUCGUCUUAGUGUCAGUUGGUUACAGACUAGCCCUUCUUCUCCCUAAUACUUAUGAAGAUGUAUGGGUCGCCGUCAAGUGGGUUGCUUCCCAACUCAAAGGGGACGGCCAGGAGCCAUGGUUAAAAGUAUACGUUGACUUUGAAUCUGUAUUUUUCGGAGGAGAUAGUUCAGGAGAGGGUACUCAGUCUUAUGAUUCUUCAGCGGCCAGAUCUUCCUAA
This is a messenger RNA of Ilex paraguariensis (yerba mate), 474 nucleotides long. NCBI's taxonomy places the organism in Eukaryota, Viridiplantae, Streptophyta, Magnoliopsida, Aquifoliales, Aquifoliaceae. The record is from the annotation of a GenBank genome assembly.